Molecule: messenger RNA, 4424 nt
Organism: Coturnix japonica (Japanese quail)
Lineage: Eukaryota; Metazoa; Chordata; Aves; Galliformes; Phasianidae
Gene: CALCR
Product: calcitonin receptor
Biological process (GO): cell surface receptor signaling pathway; positive regulation of cytosolic calcium ion concentration; adenylate cyclase-activating G protein-coupled receptor signaling pathway
Cellular component (GO): axon; plasma membrane
Molecular function (GO): calcitonin receptor activity
Source: RefSeq, a predicted model, not a curated record
UCCGCCCCGCACCGACGUCGGCGCGAAGCCCUCCCGGCGCCCGGGGGGAGGGAGAGAGGGAGAUCGCGUCGCGGGCGAGAGGGGGUGGAUGCUCGCAGAGGUGCGGCUCCGCAGGAGGGUCUCGGCUCUGGGCUGAGCCGCAGCGGGACGCGGAGUGUCUGGGUGUCCGAGCUGCGAGGGCCGUCCGGGAGCCGGCAGCCGUGGAGCGAGCAGAGGGCGCCGGGAGAGCGGCCGCAAAGGAUCAGCUACAACGUGCCUCUGCAGGAAGAUUCCACAAUGAAAAAAACAACCCACAGCUGCUUCUUACUGAUUAUCCUUCUUACUAGAAUCGUUCCAAGUCUUACUGCUACUGUAAAUUAUACUGAUCCUACAUUAGAGCCUGUAGUAACUGAAAAUUCAGUCAUACGACAGAAGAUAAUAGAUUCACAGUUCAAAUGCUAUGAGAGGAUGAACAGAGCUCCUCCAUAUAGGAAAAAAGGUCUGUUCUGCAACCGAACGUGGGAUGGCUGGCUGUGCUGGGAUGACACGCCUGCUGGCAGAAUCACUGCUCAGAACUGCCCAGAUUAUUUUCCAGACUUUGACCCAACUGAAAGAGCUUCAAAAUACUGUGAUGAAACUGGAAACUGGUUCCGCCAUCCUGAGAGCAACCGAACUUGGUCCAACUACACACUGUGCAACUCUUUCACUUCUGAAAAAUUGAAGAUGGCGUUCAUACUUUAUUAUAUGGCGAUCGUUGGCCAUGCUUUGUCUAUAACAUCCCUGUUGAUUUCCUUGGCAAUUUUCUUCUAUUUCAAGAGUCUCAGCUGUCAAAGGAUAACACUGCAUAAGAAUUUGUUUUUUUCUUACGUGCUGAACUCCAUGUUUACCAUUGCCCACCUCAUCAUCGUUGUGCCUAACCCAGGCCUCGUGAAAAGGGAUCCUGUAAGCUGCAAAGUGCUGCAGUUCUUCCAUCAGUACAUGCUGGGCUGUAACUACUUCUGGAUGCUGUGUGAAGGCAUUUACCUGCACACGCUGAUUGUGGUGGCUGUCUUUGCAGAGGAGCAACGCUUGCACUGGUACUACCUCUUGGGCUGGGGGUUCCCUUUACUGCCAGCAUCUAUUCAUGCAGUUGCGAGAGCCAAAUACUUCAAUGACAACUGCUGGAUGAGUGUUGACACUCACUUGCUUUAUAUUGUUCAUGGACCUGUAAUGGCAGCUUUAUUGGUCAAUUUUUUCUUUUUGCUUAACAUUGUUCGAGUUUUGGUGACAAAGCUAAGAGAUACCCACCGUGCUGAGUCCAACAUGUAUAUGAAAGCUGUCAGAGCCACAUUAAUCCUGGUGCCCUUACUAGGAAUUCAGUUUGUUAUUAUUCCCUGGAGACCAGAAAACCGUCUUGCUGGAGAAAUAUAUGAUUACAUCAUGCAUAUAUUAAUGCAUUACCAGGGCUUACUUGUGGCGACUAUAUUCUGCUUUUUCAAUGGUGAGGUACAAGGGGCUUUGAAGAGGCAGUGGACACAGUACAAAACCCAGUGGGGCCAAAGGCGUCGAGAGCACUGCUCCACCCGAUCUACCUCCUACACUGCAACAUCCAUCACAGAGGUCCCUGUCUACCUGUACCAUCAUGACUCCAACAACGAGCAGCUCAAUGGGAGAUAUGUAGAUGACUCUGAACUUGUUGCAUUGAAGUCUGGGGAGACAUCAGCCUAACUGAGUAGCAGCCAUUGCAAACACACCAUUUCAUGUCCUGCUUGUGAACAAAGAGAGGAAAAGAGCGGGGAAUCCAAGCAGAAGAGAGCAAGACUGGGUGACUGGACACAUGGCAUUCAAACCACAUCAGCCUCUGACAGCAAUGGCGCGGGUAAUCUGGCACAGAGGUAGGAAAUGCAGUUUAUACUUCUGAGCAUGGAUGUGCCCGCUCAUCCUUCCUACACCUCCCAUAUCAAGUGAUGAUCCAGCAGCAGCGGCAGUGCCAGGAGUGCACAGAAAAUAGGAAAGAAGGAACCGGUACCUAGCAACUGGAAAGAUUCUGCACUUUUUGCUGUCAGUACUUUUCUUUAACAGCAGAUUUUGAACUAUCGAAUUUCACAUGAUGUAAAUUGUUUGCGGUCCUUUACUUUUCCCCAUUUAAGGAACUUGAUGACUUCUGAAGAGAUUUUGCACACUGUGAGACAAAUCAAGCAGACGAACAGAAAAACUCAUUCCAGAGUACUCAUGUCUUGAUGAUCUCCAACAAAUACCCCAACGUAUCACUAUCCCAUUAGCAGAUGCAUAAAACAAAUGAUGGUAAAACCGUAGUUGUAUAUUGAGAUCUCAGACAUCCUCAGAGAAACCAGACAGCUCUCUCACAAGUCCUGAAGGCAUCUGAAAAGCAUUUCUUUUCAGCAAUACAGAUAGUUCAAGGGCAUUUAUAGGAAAAAUUGUCACCCAAUUACUCAACCCAGAAACUCAUCAUUAGGGCGUGAUUCUUUCAUUCUGAAUAAACUGUGAAAUUUGUUUCAAAAUUAUUAUUUUCUUUAAUAGCCACACUGAGAUGAAUGCUAAACUAGUGGUUGCCUCUAAUAACAUUAUGAUCAUAGCAGUGAAGGAUCCCAGGUAAGAAAUAAGGAGCUAAUGUCAUAGCACAGAGAACAUCUGUUCUUACAAUCUGUUUGCUGUUCUGAGUCCCUUACCACGGAAGGUGGCAGUUUCAUGUGUGAGUCUGUCACCAGGAAAACAAGAUGAAUGUGUAGUUUUGGGAGUAAUGAGCACCUUUUAUCACACAUUCAAAGCAUUGUUAGAGUCCCUGUAUGAUCACUGAGGCAGAAAUCGUGUGAGGGAGUGCAGAUUUGCAGUUAGAAGUUAUUGUACUGUCUCUACAGAAGUUUUGCAAAUCACAAAAGGAAAAGAACAGGUGAAUUUCCCACUGAAAGCUAAACAAAAAGAAUCUGCAAGCAGCAAGGAUGGUGCCAAGGAAGCUUAGCAAGGCUGUGACUCCUCCAGCAUUUUAUCCAUGCAGUGUUUAAUGAGUAUAAUACCAUUCCUUCUUGCAUCUUUGGCAAACUUUUCUUCAGAUCUCCUACUCCUCUGCCUUCUGUUUAGAUGUGCAUGAGAUGUUUAUUUCAAAGGAUAACAGCUUCAAGAUACUCUUCACAAUCUUUAGCUUUGAAAGAUGUUGGAGAGUUAUUGGUACUCCUUUGUUUUCCUUCCUGAUCAUUUGCAUCUGAUGUUUCCAGCCCAGACCUCUCUGGAAGAUGUAUGUUGCCUUGCAAGAGGCACAUGUGCAUCUCAGGUGUCUGAAUGCCAGCCCUGAGGUAGGUGUUGCAAAAAUGCCACCCUAUAUGGCCAGCAAACAGGACAAGGCAGCACACCAUCUCCUAAAUUGCAGUUGUAUUCACAUAGGAUUUCUUUCAUCAAUGUAGUAUUUCUUUUUUUCCUUCCCAUUCUUGCUGUGAUUCAAUCCAUAGUGCUCUUUCUGCUCAGCAUUGCCUAGGGUACUUAAAAUAUUAUGGAUUAGAAUGGUCUCAGUUCUGUAUCUUGUCAGAUAUAGUAAAGGGAGAAAAGCUGCAAUGAAGUGGCUGAGCUCAAUGUCAAUUCAUUUGUAGUUUUAGAGGUCUCAGACUUUCCCUCACUGGCCCAGCUAGACCCUUCUGUAUUCACCUGCAAAUUUUCAGUGUAGACCUGCUGAACGUAUCCACCUACAUGAGCUGCACAGAGCCUACAAGGAAUGAGUUUGAGGGGUAUUUCCAAGCUAUUGCUACGAACUGGAACUGCAUCCCGACACACAAAGGAGGAAAACUGGAGCUUCCUCUUCAAUGCUGCAGCCGCAGAACAAGAGCUUGGGAACAAGCAGUAUGUGCAGUUCAUCACAUGGUUGAUCUAAAGGAACAGCUGCAAGAAAAUACAGUCCUGUAUAUUCAUUCAAGCCACACUUAUUCUUCAGACUUAAGGAACACAAAGGCAAUUAUUUUUUCAAGCAGUAUUCCACGUAUUGCUGUUUCUGCUUAUACCAGUGAACAGUGAGAAGCAGAGAAUGUAGUCACAAAUGACUCUACUCCUGAAUGGUUUGAGGCACAGUGUCUUUCCCAGGAGAGUUCUAGAAGGCAGUGUUAGUGUCUGAAGGCAUAGAUGAGCUGAUCAUGUAAGAAAUGUACAUAACACAGAGAGUUUAAUAAUGAUUGUGUACACAAAAGUACAAGCUGUUUUACAGUCUGUUGUUCAUGUGGAUGUACAAAAUUGAAAUGCUUUCUCAUUAUACUGGUUGGGUUUUUGGUGAUUUGUUGUUUUUUGUUCAUUUACCAGACAUUUUUUUCUUGCUCUGUUCAGUAGAAUGCUCUGAAAUGCCAAUGUUAGGAUCUGGGUUUUGAGAUCUGCUUUUUACUCUCAAGGGGUGGACACACUGCAUGGUUAUGUCAGUCUUUCUGGCAGUGCUGGUUACAGUGGCACAACACUGAAGAUUUGGUAUCCCA